Messenger RNA from Epinephelus fuscoguttatus (brown-marbled grouper), 4934 nucleotides. Its product is annotated as cytoplasmic protein NCK2-like. The transcript has 4 exons. The record is from RefSeq and is a predicted model, not a curated record. Gene Ontology annotation, biological process: negative regulation of PERK-mediated unfolded protein response; positive regulation of endoplasmic reticulum stress-induced intrinsic apoptotic signaling pathway; positive regulation of translation in response to endoplasmic reticulum stress. The coding region runs from base 254 to 1441 and encodes 395 amino acids. Gene Ontology annotation, molecular function: protein binding. Lineage: Eukaryota; Metazoa; Chordata; Actinopteri; Perciformes; Serranidae.
UGAUAGGAGUGAUUGAGGUGGAGGCAGCCAGCCUGCGACAGAAAAACAAACGAGCAUAGGUUGAGCAGUACCCAGUCAGUGCAUGUUUUAAAAGAAAAAGAAAGAGUGAACCCGGAGGAUAUGUGGAUUUAAACCUUAUUUCUGUCGCUUCCACGCGGGCUCACUUACUUACUCUUUGCGUCUCAUUUCGGCGGAGUGUGUCACCGUUUGCCCAUUCUCACUGGAGUGAGCACUAAGGAGGACUCCAUGAAAGAUGACAGAGGAGGUGAUUGUUGUAGCCAAGUGGGACUACACGGCCCAGCAGGACCAGGAACUUGACAUCCGUAAAAAUGAGCGUCUCUUCCUCCUGGACGACUCAAAGACCUGGUGGCGUGUCCGCAACGCCGCCAACCAAACGGGGUACGUGCCAUCGAACUACGUGGAGCGCAAGAACAGCCUGAAGAAAGGCUCGCUGGUGAAGAACAUCAAAGACACACUGGGUUUGGGAAAAACCAAGAGGAAGACAAGUGCCCGCGAUGCUUCCCCAACGCCAAGCUCAGACACAGAGUACCCCUCCAAUGGCAGCGGGGGCGGAGGAGGAGCUGCUGAAAGGAUCUACGACCUCAAUAUCCCCGCCGUGGUCAAGUUUGCCUACACAGCAGAGAGGGAAGACGAGCUGACCCUGGUCAAGGGCACCAGGGUGGUGGUGAUGGAGAAGUGUAGUGACGGCUGGUGGCGGGGCAGCCAGGGAGGCCGCGUGGGCUGGUUUCCCUCCAAUUAUGUCCUUGAGGACCUCGGUGGGGCCGAUGACAGAGAGGAGGGAGAUUCCUCACAGGGCUACCAAGGAGGCUCUCAAGGGACUUUGCUGGCCAAUGGUCGUGCAGGCGGCCGCGGCGCAGUGCUCCACUUGGUUCAAACACUCUACCCCUUCAGCUCUGUGACAGAGGAAGAGCUGAACUUUGAGAAGGGAGAGGUCAUGGAGGUGGUGGAGAAGCCUGAGAACGACCCAGAGUGGUGGAGGUGUAAGAACUCACGUGGCAUGGUGGGCCUGGUGCCUAAAAACUAUGUGGUGGUGCUGGACGAGCGGCCCGGUCUGCCCUCCUCUACGUCGAGCUCCCCGCAGAACCGUUUCGUGGCACCGGCACGCUCGGGGAAGUUUGCUGGGAGGGACUGGUACUACGGCAACAUCACCAGACACCAGGCCGAGUGUAUACUCAACGAGAGAGGAGAGGAGGGCGACUUCCUUGUACGAGACAGCGAGUCAUCGCCCAGUGAUUUCUCUGUGUCCCUAAAGGCGGCCGGUAAGAAUAAGCACUUUAAAGUGCAGCAGUUAGAUGGAGUGUACUGUAUCGGCCAGCGCAAGUUCAACUCCAUUGAUGAACUUGUGGAGCACUACAAGAAAGCCCCCAUCUUCACCAGCGAACACGGAGAGAAGCUGUACCUGGUCAAAGCGCUGCUGUGAUUCACACAUCCUCACACCUACACUGGAUCUCACGCACACAAACACACUCUCUUCAUACACACAUAAUACUAAUGCCACCCCCUAACUGUCUUAACUCAAGCCUUAGCUCUGGACCCUCUCGCUGUGGCGUCUGUACUCCAUCCAGUUUCAUCUGUCGCCCUCCAGUGGCGAUCUGAUGAAACUCGUUCUAGCUCUAUAACCGAGUAAGAUGGCGAGCACUGUGUCAGCAAAUACCCAGCUACAUCCUACAUGUACAGCACAGUGCACAAUAAGCCUCUGUCUCUUGGGUGUGCUAACAUGUGCAGUGACCAGAUCUGCUGCUAACAGAAUGCCUGAGGCCUUGUUGGGGGUUGAGCUCUCCUUCUGAUGUCAUGCAUAAUGUUCAUCUACUACCACACACAUCGUAGGUUACACCAUUGCUCUUAAUCCACGCAAAAGGACAGACGUUUAAAAGUUCAAAGAGGACUCGAGCCUCUGAGGGACCUUACCUGUCUAAGUUCUGGCCAUUGUUUUAUUUUGUUUGUUUAUUUUAAAAAAGAAAUGCUUGUUCCUGAGUUAACUUUGUUUUUUAAGAUAAUUUAAGUUCCUCUCUGGAGGUCUGCCGUUUCAUUCAAUGACUUCACAAAGUGACCAGAAUCACUCUCUUGCCUUUUUCUCCUUAUUUCUAUCAUUCCUCUACAUGAUUUCUCUCCCUGUUUGAACUUGUGGCUUCUCUCAUUUUUGUCAAAUUGUUUCCAUCUCCAGUUCACAGGCCCUGUCAUUAGUAUUGAUGUUAUUAAUAAUCUGGAUACAGUACUUCCUGUAAUAUUUCUAAAAGGCAGCAGGGGGAGCAUUACUGCAAAAGGGGAGACCUCUGAUUUCCUGUAGAGUUCGAAUGUUUAUCAAUGUAACCAAAUGUGCCACCCUGUACCCAUACUACUGGCUCCAGGUCUGCACUGCACUCACCAUACUUGGCAUUCAUUGCUAGUUCUAUGCUCAUGCUUUAUAUUGUGUCACGUUGACCAUGUUCCUGUUCUGUUCUCCAGUAUGUGUCUGUAGCUACAUGAGGAUACUGACUGAAGAAUAAUAAUAAUAAUAAUAAUAAUAAACCUUUUCAGUAACUACACUUUGAUCUGCUCCUGCGAAUGAAUACAGCUAUAAAAGAGUACCUCCUCUGGUGUAGUAUUUGUCGAAGAUGAAUAUAUCUUUGUGAACUGUUUUGCAAGAAAAGUGUCAUUAUACCCCAAAAACUCACAAUUUAGUGAUUGACUGAGACCUCAAUAAUUAAUGUACUAAGAAGAGAUGGCCCUGAUUUCCACAUUUAUAAAUCACAAGUAGUCGUUCAUAGGUCAACACAUAAUUUGGAAAUACUAAUUCAUGAAACCAGCAAGGCAUAGAUACUGACCGUUCGCUAAACCCCAUGCUGCAAGUUUGCAAAUCUUAGAUUAAGGCAUGAAGGCAUGACCUGCCCCCCUGACAUUCUUACCUUUACCCUAACCAAUUCCACUUAUUUUGCCGAAACCUAACCAAUCCUACCAACAAAGGCAACGAGCACUAGCAAAUCAGAGGGAGAGUAGGCGGGCCAUGCCUUCGCUGUGCUAGCAUUUCCAGGGUCCGCUCCAUUUUAGUGUGCCGGUGCACCACUUACAAUAUAAGGGUGAGGGCUGACAACACUGUUUUAAUGGAGUGUAAUCUUUCAGCCAGGGGCAGCUGGAAGAACAAUGUUGGCCUACACAGCAAAAGUUAUGGUAGCUUUUCUAGUUGACAAAUAAUUGCCUGCAUGGACAGCAAUGUUCACAAUAUGAUUUUAUGUAAGCCUGAACAACAUUCAUCAGUUCUGAGCUAUGUGGUCAUGGUGAUGUAUACACUGCUCUCGCUGCUCGAAUUUAGCAGCUGAUCUGCUGGCUACGAUACCCAUCAAAUGGUGAGGAGACUCUGCCUACUCGGUGCACUGCAGGCAUUUGCCAGCACAGAAAUGGUGCAGACCCACACAUUUGCUUCCCAAAUAUCGAUUGUCCAAUCAGAGCUUGGCGACGGUAACUAGGCAUGGCAAAUCUGUCAACAAGGCAUUUAACGUCAGGGCAGAGUUUAGAGAUUUUCAAGCUUGUAUAAAAGUACAAAUACUGGAUUAAAUGGCAUGUGUAUCCACUUAAAAUGUAGUCAUUAACAUGCCCAGCUAACUGACUUGCUACCUACAGUAGUAACAGAGCAUAACAAGGGGUCUCAUUUAUAAAACAAUGUGUAGAAUCCAUACUAGAAAUGUACAUACGGACAAAAGCCAUAAAAGGCGUGCGCCAAAAAUACUCGACAGUUCUACAAUCAGGCUUCCACCUCACCAUCUGCCAUUCCCCGUCUCCAAAGUGUUCGUAAGCAUGUGUCAAAGUUUCUCCAAUGAAGUCCAUUCUUAUAGAUCACAACUUUUGCGUGGGAUGUGGCGUAUGCCUCUUUCAUGCCUCGUUAUGUGCAUACGCAGUGUUUAUAAAUGAGACCCUAGGCCCCCGGAAAGCUGCUUAGCCUUGCAACAAUUUUUCCUAGUGGCCACCUGUGGUAUUGCAGCAAAAAAAUCCCCCACAGCCCAGAAAGCCUUUUCCCCAUAGGCCACCAUCGUAAAAGACAAGUCUGUAAAACUGUUGACAGGCGCCUUGAACUGCAAUGGCUAAUUAUGACUUUUUACAUUUUGAAUUGUUGAGCCAUGGUGGUUUUAUAUUUGUAAUACUCUCCUGGAGCCAAGAAAAGUGAUUACAAAAACAGUUUCUCGCAAACUAGAAACAUUUUGGCGUAUUCUCCAGUCAAGCAACUCCAUUGGUGCCAUCUUGGGGUCCGAUAUCUUAAGUAUUAUUAACAUCUGCGAGCAUAACUUCCAAGGCCAAAGACCUCAUCUUUAAUUAGCCAGCAAGUUAGCUAUGGCUAAUUCAAUCUGACAGCGACAGUUGCCAUUCUUUUAGCUUGCAAAAACGACCGCUGCUGGCUUAAAUUGAGAUACCUGCUUUUGUCUGCCUCUGGUCAAAAUCAAGCUCCUGCUGUUUUAGAAAUGUAAACUAAUUUCAAGUAGUGAAACUGCUAUCAAUAUCAUAUUAAACAAGAAGUGCUGCACAAGGCCGUAACUUCAGACAAACCUAGUGGUGAGAAAGGUGGGCGGGGCUUAACGAACGGUCAGUUUAUAAUAAGAGACGUCUUAUAUUGUCAAGAAACCAAAUAUACUGUCACCUGGUCUACAAUGAAAACAAAUAUUCUAGUACUACCAAACAUUUUCCUUGUCUGUUUUCUUUUUCUUUGUGCAUUUGUUUACCAAUGGAAGUGUUGUUGAUCACGGGGUCCUCAGCUUUUAUAUGAUAUAUCUGAAUGUUAUUGAGCAUUGUUAUUUAAUUCUUGUCUCCACUGUAUGUAUAUAUUCAAAAUAAGAUGAGGUGCAUAUAUGAAUCGCUGAGAUCAAACUAUGGUACUGUAUCACCGACAACGUGAUGAGAAUUGAAAUACUUUUGUUCAAUAAAGUUUUUGAAGAAUACUAAAAUGA